Patiria miniata (bat star) is the source of this 12041-nucleotide messenger RNA. RefSeq lists its product as uncharacterized. Gene Ontology annotation, molecular function: lipid carrier activity. The transcript is spliced from 44 exons. Bases 91 to 10791 code for a protein of 3566 amino acids. NCBI's taxonomy places the organism in Eukaryota, Metazoa, Echinodermata, Asteroidea, Valvatida, Asterinidae. The record is from RefSeq and is a predicted model, not a curated record. Gene Ontology annotation, biological process: lipid transport.
AUUUCGCAACGGGCUUUAAAAGUUUUCCAGUUGCAAGCUCAAGAAGAAUAUACUCUGGACUUGUAGCGGCCACACGCUUAACUGGCCGUCAUGGAGCUGUUAAAGACGUGGUUGUUGCUGGCUUGUGUUGCUGGAUCAUAUGCUGCUCCUUUGUCGGCAUUGGGAUCCAGGCACUGUUCACGACAGACAUGCAACGCUGAGAACGGCAGAUACGAAGUAGGCCAGAAGUACACGUACCGCUACACCGCUGAAUCGGCAACGUGGAUCAACGGCACUUCAGAGCAGAAGAGCAGUCUAAAGUUUGACUGCAACGCCGAGAUAAGCGCCAUCAGUCCCUGUGAACUCACCCUCACGCUGAAAAAUGUCAACGCGUUCGAGUCCAACGCCAACGGAGACAUGGUGGCGGCAACGGACACCGAUAUGGCUCUGGAGCUGCAGGAGCACGUCCUACGCUUUGCCUUCCACGACGGUGUCGUCACCGACGUCUGCCCUACCGGGAACGAGAAGACAUGGGCGCUCAACUUCAAGCGCGGCGUCCUGUCGGCGAUCCAGGCACCCGUUACGGAGAUACCGGCUGACAAGACGGAAGAAAUGAUCACUGAGACUGACGUUACGGGUAAAUGCCCCACCAAGAUCAGCAGAUCCGAAUUCCCGAGGUCCAUCAUGAAGCACAAAGACUUCAAGAACUGCCAGCAUCACAGCAAGCUAGAGGGCGGUAUGCAGGCCACCAUGCUGAAAGCGGAAGCGCCAUUAUACGACAUUGCGGACUGCUCCCUGGAGUGCGAAGUCUCCUUUGAAGAGAACUCCGACAUUGUCGCUGAGUCCAACUGCAGGGAACGUCAUCUCUCCAAAGCUUUCUCCAAGCAGAGUUCCGGAGCCGUGACCCUAGUCACAGUCAACAUUGAGCUCACGGAAGUCGUGGAAAGAUCCGCACCCAUGAGCACCGUCGUCGAGCGACAGACCACCAUCCUCUUCGACCACGAGGAGACCCAGGUCGAGACGCAGCAAGAAGUCCUGACCAAAGUCCGCGGAAUCCUGACCGCCAUCAACCGCCGGGUGACCAGGACGGUCGGCGUAGACUUGCCCAACCUCUUCUCGGACCUGAUGACCGAGAUGCACAAGAUUGAAACCUUGACCGGCAUGACGGAGCUGAAGAACUUUGCCGAGGCCGAGAGCCAAGCCUUGUAUGAGGUCUUCAAGGAUGCCCUGCCGAUGUGCGAGACCACCGCCAGCAUGGAGAUGAUGGCGGCCAUCAUCAGCGAGGUGGCGGCCUCAUCCGACGAAGCCGUCAAGAAAGCGUUCAACCCGACGCGGAUCGCCUGGCUGACCCUACCCUCCAUGAUCAGUCAUCCCACUAAAGAAAUGAUUUCCGCCCUCAUGCCCCUGAUCCAGACCCUCUCUGUGGAUGACACUGUCUUCUUCCUGCCCAUCUCAUCCCUCAUCAAUCGCUACUGCACCUCCGAGAACCCCUCAUGUCUUGAGGAGGCAGAGGUGCGUCAGGCCCUGGAGUACUUCCAGCAGCUGCUGGGCUACGACUGCACUCCAAGUGAUGAGGUUCCUGCUCUAAAGAUGUUGAUGGCCCUGAAGGCUCUGGCCAACGCCCGUCGUCUGUCCACCGACAGCAAGAUCAGCAUCAUCAGCAAGUGCUUCGAUCACCACAACCCGACCAAGGGAAUGGAGAUCCGGAUUGCUGCCCUGGAGGUCGUCAGGCGCCUCCCGUGCAACCCAGAAUACCAAACGUACGCCAAGGGGAUGUACAAGAACCAGCAUUUUGACAGCGAGCUGCGUAUCGCCGCCUACCGUGCCAUCAUGACCUGCCCCAGCGAGGAUAUCAUGGCCGCUGUCAAGGAAGUCAUGAUGGAAGAGGAGAGCGAUCAAGUUGGGUCCUACGUCUGGACCCAUCUGUCCAACUUAAACGAGACCAGCGACCCGCAGAAGCAGCACCUCAAGCGCUGGGUGCAGGACAGCGGCAUCAUGGGAACCAACCUCAAGCUGGACCUGCGCACGGCGUCCCGCAACGUGGAGCUGUCCUGGUACAAAGAUGAUAUCGCAAGUGGCUUGACCAUUGACGCCGACAUGGUCUUCUCGAAGAAGUCCUUCCUGCCCCGCGAGCUGAAGCUCAACAACACCGUGUCGCUGUUCGGCUACGCUGUCAACCUCUUCGAGAUUGGAGGUCGCAUGGAGGGAAUGCACCAAUUCCUGGAGUCCUUCUUCGGCCCCCGGGGUUACCUCAAGGAGAACUCGGUCCAGGACCUCUUCAAGGAGUACCAGCAGAAGCAGCAGGAGGCCUUCCUGGACAACCUGCCCGACGCCCCGGCUGCCGAGGAUACCCUGCCCGAGGGCCUUCCCGACGGCAUCACCUUGGACAUGUACAACCAGCUGCUGCGCAUGAUGCAGUUCCAGCAGAAGAUCUUCGGCGGCAAGCUGCCGCUGCCCAUCCCCGGUGAGCCCAUGCCCGCCGGCAUGCCCAAGGGCAUGACCCAGGCCAUGUACGACGACCUCCUGGUCUACUUCAUGAGGGAGGGGCUGCCCGGAGCUCGCCAGAAGCGACACCUGAUCAGGGAGACCAGCAUCAACGACAUCGAGUCAGAGUACCAUGCCAAUGUUGAGGACCACCCCCACGCCUCCCUCUACCUCAAGGUGUUCGGCAACGAGCUGGCCUACAUGGACCUGGCGAAGAUCAAGAACAGGCUGACGGAGAUGAAAUCCAGCAUGAACCCAAUGAAGUUGUUGAUGAACCUGGCCAAGGAGCAGACCCACGAGCUGAGCAAGAACGCCCUGCUGCUGGACGGUUCCUGGACCACCCCCACCGCCAUGGGUCUGCCCCUGAAGCUGGCCAUCAAUGGCACCGUCUCCAUGAAGGUCAAGACGGAAGGCAAGAUUGACAUGCGCGGUAUCCUGAUGGCCCCGAGGAGCUUCGAAAUCAACGGUGUGGUCGAGCCCAGCGCUGCUCUGGAGGUGAGCUCCAGCAUGGAGGUGACGGCCCGCCAGACGCGCUCCGGUCUCAACCACGUCUCCCGCCUGCACUCCUCCAUCUCCCUGGGCGGCAAGAUCCAAGUCAGUAAAGGCAAGGCCUUCGUGCUGGAAGUCAACGUUCCUGACCAGAAACAAGAGAUUAUCGACGUCAGCUCCAGCAUCUAUCUCCGGCUUCAGGACGAGUCUCUGGAGCUGCCCGGAAUCCCCGAACGUCUUGAGAGAUCCUUCUGCUCGGGAUCCCUGACCACCAAGUACUUCGGCGGCCAGGUCUGUGCGGAAGUCGCCUUCCCUAAAUCCUACGCCAGUGCGGAAUACCCACUGUACCCUCUGACCGGCCCUGGUCAUAUGCUGGUAACUCUUGAGAAGACCGACCCCUCUCUGAAGACCUGGAAGCUGGAAGGAUCAUACGGACUAGAAAAGGAGACGGUUAAAGGCACCCAAGUAAUCACUGAUCGGUUCCACCUGAUGUUUGGAGCCCCAGACACGGACAUCCCUCGCACCUUCCAAGUUGACGUCUCCUUCAAUCGCAACGACAAGGAGCUGAAUUUCAAUGUCAUCACGCCGAUCAAAACCAUCGAUUUGUAUGGCAAGGUCGUGAACAACCCAAUGCUGCGCAAACUGGAGACCUCGCUCACCUUGGACAAGACCAGCGUCUACACGCUGGACGCGGAGGUCGAGUCCCGCCCGACCGUGGCGGACGGCGAUCCCGUCAUCAAUUUCUACCCGCGCAUGGACAUCACCAGCCCGCGGGGCAACGUGCUGACGUACCGCAGCUCCAUCAGCGUGCGGGACGGCCAGCAGACGCGCGUCAACAUGUGGAUGUCGCUGGACAGCCCGCGGACCGCUCUUUUUACCGUAUCAGGUGACGUCGUUAAGACCGAGAGCUCAAGGAAGGUGCGUUACAGCAGCGACCUUCAGAUCAGCGGCCGCUACGUCAACGUGAAUGUUACCGCCGCCUGGCAGAAGCAGAAACGAGACAACAUCAUCAACGUGGAUGCCACGGUCCUGAGACUCGUCAAUGGCGCGAUUGUCAGGGACAUCGUCAUCAACGCCAAAUACACCAACAAGACAACAGAGGAUCAGAAGGAGUGGGACUUGAAGACGGAAUGGAUGUUCGCUCGCUACCCUCUCCUGAGCUUCCUGUUUGAGUACGAGUACACCGGCACCUCGCGUUCCUCCGAAGCGACUAGCAAGAUGUGCUACAGAUACAACGGAGAAGAGUGCAGCCAAGAUACAAAGGUUGUCAUGAGCCAUCUCCUCACGUGGGAAUCUUCCGAGACUCAGACCAUCGAGAAUCUGAACUUCAAGAUCCGCAACCCAGCCAACAACAUCCAUCUGGAGUUCCAGCAGCACGCCAUCUCCAACGCCACCCACCCGGUGGAUUUCUCCUUCACCGUCCUCAACAAGACCUCAGAGCUGGAGGUGCUGAACGCCGGCCUGCGCACCCGCACCCUGAGCCAGGAGCCCAUCAAGGGCGACUUCGAGGCUUCCCUGCGGAGCCAGACGUGGCGCUACGCUAUACAGGAGGACUGGGACAUCGUCAAGGGCGGCCGGGCCGUCCUGAACACGGCGCUCCACUGGGAGGACCAGCAGGCAACUUUCGGCAUUAACUACACCCCGACGUCAGAUGAGGAGACGGGUCUGGAGCGUUACGACUUCAACACCUUGCUGACCUACCCUCUAGGACGUGUCACCGUCGACUGGUACGCCUGGAAGAGAGGAUAUGAUGUCUCCCAUGGGGCCUCCGCAUCCCUCAUUGACCAGUCCCUGUUUGCUUAUCGUAUAGAUUUCACCAACCACACCGUGAUCUCCAGCCGCCCCGACAUCAAUCUGGAUGCUUCCUUCAACCUCACUCGCCCCAUGAGCCCCAUCUCGGUGGUGCUACAUGCCAGCAACAAGAACAGCGAUGUUAACUUCGGGUUCAACGUCACCCGGGGAAACACCAAGGCUUUCACGUCUGGCUACAGCCAGACAGUGGCCCUUGGCAUAGACAUGCUUCCCAUGAUCUACAUGAAGAUCUUUGCCGAUGUGGAAAUCCCGGAGAAGGAUUUCAGUCUUGCCAUCUCUCAAGUGUCUUCCAAGACUGGGCUGUCGUCCAAACAGGAGCAGUCAGUACACUUCAAUAGCAGGCUGGUUUACUACCAAAAUACCAUCAUGACCUUGGUCACAAAUGAAGAAACAGGAAGGUAUGACGUGACAUACGACGUCACCCAAAAUAUGACCUAUCCGCUGCCCGAGUAUGACUACCGAUUCAUCUUCAGUAUGAUCAGCGGCAACGUUGACACUCAGCUUACCAUCCACCGAGCUAAGAUUCCCGUCUGUUUCCUGAAAGUCGACUACGACCUGAAGACACCGGGAGCUGACGAGAAGGAUGGAAAGAACAGCCUGAUUGAAAGAACCGACCGUCACGAGGUCCGAAUCAUCCUCAGAACCCCGCUGGCCGUCAUGAAGGACGUCCAGUGGAACGGGACCCUUGACCUGGCCCAGACCAGCUUCGACUUCGAGACCCGUCUGCUGUACUUCCCCGAUCAAGAAAAGCCCUUCGUUAUGACCAUCAACUACCAGGACAAAGGCAACGAGUUGGUCACCCACAAGGAGCUGACCACGUCCUUCGAGACCCAGAAACGCCGCGUCAGCAUCUUCAACAUGGCCAAGUUCGACCUGGGUUCGGGCAUCAUCCAGGGCACGACCUCCGUCAAGAUGGGCGCCCUGAAUGCCAAACCGGACAACUUUGAGCUCAACGUGGAAUACACCAACAAGACAGAAGACCAGACCGUCUCCAACAAGCUGGUGCUGACCCUCACCUCCCCGGACAACGUCAUCAAGACGGAAGGCAGCGUGAGCUACAUCGAGUUGACCUCCUACACCACAGCCUUCUCCGUCCUAGUCUCAGAGGAGCCCAUCUAUUCCAGCACGACCGUCUUCACCAAUAACUCGGACAGCAACCAGAAGGCCUAUGAUGUGGACACCACCGUCAACUACUUCGGCUACGGGUAUCGUAUCCACACUGUUCACAUCCAGGACGCCGACUCCUUCCACCCCAACGUCAAGGUCUACCGUGUCGAUGAGACCGACCCCAUGGCCGAGGCUGACGUGGCUUACACCAGGGCCGGCCAGUCACCCAAGACCCACACCGUGAUGCUGACCCUGAAAUCUAAAGGAGAAGCACAGAUGACCAUCAACACGGUGUACACCAACGGCUCCAACACCCAGAACGUUCACGUCAUCAUCUCCACCCCGCAGGACCAGCAUCUAGACAUUGUCUUCAACCUGGCCACAGGAUCCUCAGAGACCGAAUCGGAAGCCUACGACGUCACAUUCCAAGUCGACAACACCUACCUUCCAAACCGACAGUUUGAGCUGACCACUCACUUCAGCAUCGGCAGCGCCCAGUACAACCUGAAUACUGACAUGAGAAUCUCACAGGAGCACAUGAUGAACAUGGUGUACCGGUGUGAGGACACCUCCCCGUCAGACACGCACACCAAGAAGACCACCCGUUUCCAGAUGAGCUUCCCCCAGCUGGCUGACUAUCCAACCCUCCUCAACCUGGGGCUCCGCCUCGACCAGGAGGACCGGCGGGACGUCAGUGUGAUGCGCAAGGGUGAAUUCCGCUGGGGCCAGAUGACCGACGCGGAGGCCGUGGCCCUCACGGUGACCGCCCAGAGCGACUUGCUGGAGGUCCAGGUGGCUCACCCCAUGAACGUGCCGUCUCUCCCCAACGAGAUCAACGUGAUACUCCGGAACAACACCGAUGCGACCGCUAGAGGCUCAUUUGAAAUUCAAGUCAACGAGGAGGAUGUGAAACUCAUGAUGCUGUCGGGUUCCUACGCACGCGUCGACGGGAACGACAAGAAACGCCGCGCAAUCCUGGCCUUCACCAGACCAGCACAUCCAGACAUCCAAAUCACGUUGGAUGCUGAGUUGAUGAACGAGAACAGAAUCUUCGGCUCGGACCUGACGAUUAAGUACAGCGAAGAGGAGAAUAGACUGGUCACCGCCAUGAUUGAGGUCGUUAACCAUACCAGCGCGGACAGCAUGGGAUGGGACAUCAACACGGCCAUGCGACACUUAGUCAGUGGGUUGGACAUGAGCACGGCACUCUCUGUCAUGAACGACAAGAAGGCAGUUUCGGCCGGUAUCGAGGGAGAGAUUCUCGUCGAUGGCGAACCAAGACCCUUCAACUUUGAAGUCAAGUGGGACAAGGAACAAGAGAAAUACACCGUCAGGUCGGACUCACCUUGGAAUGAGAUGGUUUUCACUGGACAGUUUGAGGACCGCUCGUACUCCGACUACAAGAUUUACCGCGUGACCAUGACCAACACGUACAGGGACAACCGCAUCGUCAGGUCCAUGUUUGAGUUCAACAGCCAGUUGAAGGAGAUCUCCUAUAUGGUCAAUCACAACCCCGACAAAGCCAACGAUUUUAUGCGGUUCCGAGCCGGUUUCCUGAACGAGACCGCCCUGCUUGCCAUGUUGGAUUCUGAAAUUGACGGUCAGUACGCCCAGGACGCUAGAUUCCUUUUGGCACUGGAAUCACCCAAGAUCCUCCAGACCCAUAUUCAGUGGAAUCCCAAUUGGGUGGAAUACAUCAGCGAGAAGUACAUAGCCGGCUACGACAGGCUGACGAGAGAGUUAGAAGCACGACGCGUGGACAUGGAAGCAAGCCGAACGAGUUUCGGGGAACGCAUCUGUGCUUCCUACAACGACUUCCUGGCCAGCAACUCUGACAUCAAGACCGCUCUGGAAGACAUGAAGGAGGCAUUCCUCGUCAAAUACGAGGCCAAGAAGGCGCGGUUUGAAGUUAUGAAGGAGGACUUUAAGACAAAGUGGGAGAAUUACUUCAACCAGCUGACCCAAGACUUGGCACCUUACCAAGAGACUCUGAUGCAGAGAUUGGAUAAUCUGAGGAUCAGGUACAGGGAAUGGCACAUGGACAUGACCGCAGCCGCAGAAGGUUACUUAACGACCACCGAACAGCGCGUGAAGGCCUUCUACAACAUGCACGUCAAGCCCAUCUUCGAGGAGCUGAAAGAGUUGUUCGACAGCCUAGCCGAGCAGCACCGUGUCCAGCUGGACCUGUUGUUCCCCGCAGUCAGGCCGUACGGUGACAGCUACCUCAUCCCCAAACCGGAGCCUGAACCCAAUCAUCCGCCCAAGUAUAUGGUCGGGGGCAAAGAAGAUUACAUGUCUCUGGGGGAAGUCGUGCAGACGGCAAUCAAAGUGCCAGGGGAGAGGGAGAUCAUCUUCAGCACCCGACUGACACGCCUGCGACAGCUGAAGGUCUGGAAGGACAUCGAACGGCUCUGGAAUGAGACGAAAGCCGAACUUGAAGCCAUCUUUGCCGAGAUAGACGGAGAAUUCAAGCAGUCCAAUUUCUACCUGGAUGUUUUGGAGCAGUGGGAAGUGCUGAAGGAACAGUACCCCGUAGAGCAGUGGUGGGCCGACAUUCUGAUGAGGUUGGAGGAGAUCAAGGAAUCCGAGGACAUUCAGGAGUUGAUCGCUACAUUUGAAUUGCUGAAGGAAGAGUUGAGUGUCCCGACCAUCGACACCGAAGCCGGCCUGACCCGGAUCCGGGAGCGCAUCGCCAGCUCCCUGCAGGGCUACGGACUGGAGAUCCUGGAAUACCUGAAGACCCCGACCUACGAGCUGGUCCGCUACGACCUGGAGAACGGCGAGAUCCUGUUCCGCCUCUUUCUGCCGAUGGAAGUCCACAGCCUGCAAGAGGUCCCCGAGUCUUGGCGCCAGAUGGAGAUGCUGCGCCGUCUGCGGGAGCUGAUCGCGGAGGUCCGGGAGCGGUCCAAGCGCACCUUGGGCGAGAUCUCCAUGGCCGACGGCACCACGCGCAGCAUGUACGAGCUGAUGUUCAACGAGCCCAUGCUGCUGUACCGCGAGGGCAACGUCACCCAGUGGUUCCUGGGGGAGAAGAUCAAAGCGCAGCGCAAGUUCUGGGAAGCGAUCCAUCUCGCCAAGAUGUACAUCAAUCCCGUCAACUGGAUCCCGCCCCACCAAGCCAAUGCCAUGAUCGUCGGUGCCAAUCACUACAUGACCUUUGACCGGACCUUCUACGACUUCAGCAGUGGCUGUAGCUACCUCCUGGCCCACGACUUCAUCGACGGCAACUUCACGGUGGUCGUGGAGUACAACCGCGACGGCGGCACCCGAACCAAGAGCAUUGUGCUGUACUUAAACUCAACCGCCAGUUUUGAAAUUCAGAGCGACUUUACGGUGAUGAUGGGCAAGCAGUUCUUGGAGCUCCCCGUCCAGCACGGACGCACCACCAUCACCCGCGACGUCAACAACGUCCGCAUCCACAACACCAACGGCAUCACCAUCACCUGCCACGUGGCCCACGACCUGUGCACCGUCAACGUCAGCGGCUGGUACUUCGGCAAGACGGCCGGUCUCUUCGGCACCUACAACUACGAGCCCCGGGACGACUUCACCACGGCCGACGGGGACAUGGCGCGCCACAUCGACGACUUCGCCCGCAGCUGGAAGGUCGGCAAGCGCUGCUCGGGUUCCGCCACCGAUCCGCUCCCAGAAUGCAACAGCGACCCGGAGGAGGAGGCCAACGCGCUCUGCUCCGCCCACUUCUUGGAUGGCACAUCCAGCCUGACUCAGUGCCUCGGAGUGGUGGACCCUGCGCCGUUCUAUUCUAUGUGCGCCGGCAAGAUGUGCGAGUUGUCAGGGGAGCAGCGUCGGGAGGAAGCCUGCCGCGCCAUUAAGGCCUACGUGGAUGAGUGCAACCGGCUGGGAGUGGGCAUCGUCAUGCCUGACAUGUGUGUGGUGUGUGAUUCCCUUGACGGCCAGUUCACGCAGGGUGAGCUUAAGAACCUGUCUUCCCCAGACGUCAUCCCCAGGUCAGCCGAUGUCAUUCUGAUCGUUGAGGAGAAACGCUGCAAUGCGGACAAGCUGGAACACAUUGCCGAAAUCGUGGACAUUCUGGACACCCAGCUAAAGAACACCCGGCAGUUCUCUGACAACCGGUUCGGUCUCCUGGGCUUCGGAGGCGAAGGAAUCCACGACCUGCCACACAUCCACACCAUCGACGGCCAACUCUUCAACGAGAAGCGCCCUCUACGCUUCCAGGGCUUGCCCGAGCUGGAGUUUGCCGAGGAUGGCAGCAACGACACCUUUGCGGCCAUCUUGGCCGCUGCCAACUACCCCUUCCGCGCCGGCGUCGCCAAGAACAUCAUCCUGUUGUCUUGCUCCGGCUGCCAGCGUCUCUACCACGUGGAUAAGUACUACAAGGACGUGGCCCGUGUGCUGCUCAGACAGGGUAUCCAGUUGAACCUGCUGAUGGACGCCGAGUUGGAGCUUGUACCUACUCGCGGCAAGAACACCUCCCCCAAGAACCAGGUCAUCUACGGUGUCGACAACCGCACCGUCUUCACCAACAAGGCCCUGAGCUCGGGCAGCCUGAUCGGCGACAAGUCCCUGCGCAAGCUGGUCAACGAGCCCAUCAACCAGUGCGCGCUGCUGGCCUACGAGUCCGGCGGCGCCCUCUUCGACGCCACCAAGAUGGAUCAGAAGAAGUUCGCCGACGUGCUGACCCAGCGGAUGGUGGAGCACACGGUCGUAGAGCCGUGUCAGGUCUGCAGCUGCCGCGGCGACGUGGACGACGUCGGACACGCUAUCUGCGAGCCGUGCCGCAUCUUCGAGAAGUACUCCUGGGUCUUUGAUAUGGAGCGUGCUGUUGCGGAGGCCGAUUACUACGGACGACAUGGCAUCCAGUCCUUCGUGGAUUACCUAUACACCCCAUCCACAGCCCUGGACACACAGGUCAACAACACCCCCAAGAAUCAACCCUAGGGACAGAGUCAACUAGAGUGGGAAUGAGAAUGCGGACGAACAAAAAAAAAAAAUACGGUCCUGAUGCAAAAAAAAAAAAAAAAUGUGUAUGUUUGUUAACACUGUCUGGAAACUGAUCAUGUUUUUCUAAUUUUUUUUUUCACGUUUUAUACUUUUAUAAACAAAUUACGUAAGCCAAGAUGUAAAAAAAAAAAUUUUAAAAUAAAAACUGUGAUUAUUUACCACAAAUUGCCUUACUUGUUUCGCCAGGUUUUGGGGAAAAUUCAGUAUUAAUAUGCAACAGUGAUAUCUUUUCUCCUUUUUUUUUGCAUUAUAGUAUUUUUUUGUUGAUUGUACACACUUGACGUUUUUGUAGUAGGUAUCGCAUGUGUAGUGCACGUUUCAUUAGCUCCUUUUGUUGGCUUCAUUAUCUACAAAGGUACAUCGUUAUAUCUGGAUAUUUUGCUGCGUUUGGUUUAUUCAUUAGGAGUUUUGUCCAAAAAAAUACAUAACAGACCUUGUUUGUACAAGAAGGAAUACCUUCUCAAUUUAAGAAACUUCAGGAAAAAUUUGUUUCGCUUGCUUUUACAGAUGAAAAGAUCACUGCAAUUUUUGUUAAAUCAGUGGAUUUGUUUAUGUACGUAGAUGAGGCUGUUCUUGUACGUAGUUAAGUCUCUGCAGGGCUUAGUUUUACACUCAAAAAACACAGAUUAACUAUUUCAACUAUUGUUUUACAUUUGGAAAGAAUUUUUUUGAAUUUGAUGCUUGUUUGCUAACUGUUCAAUAAUCUUGUCCGUAUCAGAAUUCUCACACACUUUAUCGUUUUGAUGUGUGAAAAGUUUUGUGGUGGUUGGUUUUUUUUCUCCAUUUUUUACAGCCGGAGAAAGAUUCUACCUCUGUGGUACUAGAUUACGUUAUGUAGGCAUUCUUACAAAAAUAUAACAAAUCCUUGUGCAAAUUUAGGUUAAACGAUCAGAAAUAUUUUCAUAAAGAAAAGUGGACUGAGGAACGUGUACAUUGCGUAUGAAGAAAGUAGUGUGUAGAGGGCGCUACUUAUGCAGAUCUUUUAACAGCAGAGCGCCCAGAAUGAGUAAGAUAAUAGUGGUAAGAAUGCUGCAAAUACAAUGCAAAUUAUUUUUUUUUCAAAAUAUUUUUUUUUUUUUUUUUUUUAAUUAGAAGCAAACAUUUUGAGCACAAAUCAAGUUACAUCCACGUUCUAGUUGUGAGUCUGAACUAGUUACUUAAAUAUUGGCUGGUUACAUCCGAUUUUU